AUGGAUUUUCGUUUUCCUAAUGUCUUGGAUCUCACGCCCUUUACCCUUCAGCAAAGGGUAAAGGUAUCCAAGUUUUUGGCACGUAUGGAUGCGCAGAACUAUAUGUUUGUGCUUUGGAAGACAAAUGCUCUCUGCAUCUUCAAACAUGCUAUGCUUCGAAGAGCUGAAAAGCUUGCAUCAAUACGGAAUUAUGUAGAUGUUGCUGAUCUUGGUUGGAGGGUGGAUACCCCCAUUGUCGAACCUCUGGCAGUGGGUGAAGACCUAGUCCUUCCAGAAGACAUCAGCUCAUUUGUUAUGUGUGAAGAUGCCCUGAAGCACUUUAUAGCAGAUCAGGAGCAAAAAAUUAUAAGUUCCCAUGUUACCAUUGAAGAUAUGCCAGUUUCUGCUGAAGAUGGAGCUAUACCGGGUUUUAAUUACCUGUCUUCCGAACUGAGCGCCCGAUUGACAAAGUUCAUGCAGCUUCAGGAUGUUCACCGUGUACUUUGGGAGAGUUUGAAAGAUGAAGAAAUAGACCUUGUUCUGUCUGGAGUGGAAAAGGGGUUGUUUGCUGCUGAUGGCGAGGACUUUCAUACUCAUGCUAAUGAGGUUAGGUCUGCUGUGAAUCCUGAAUUUGGUGACAGACUCGCCAAAGCAAUCGCGGAGUGGCACUCCUGUUUUGCAUACCCUGAUUCCCUUGCACCAUUGCCUUAUCAGGUUUCUGUUCCAAUUGACUGUGUGCUUCCCUUGCAUACCCUGCCUUGGACUCCCGCUGAGGUUGAGUUGCUGAUAAAAGGUGUGGAGGAGAUCGGGAUAGGCAGAUGGCAGCUACUGAAGGAAAGGAAGGGCCUGUUUCGGAGGCAAGUUUCUGAUAUUGUCAAUAAAUGGAACACGUUGGUGCAGUAUGAUCGUCGUCCCGGCUACUCUCAGCAUCGCGAUGGGUUAAGUCUGCAGCAGUUGCGUCGUGUGAAAGAAGCGAAUGUGGAGAAACCCAAGGAGCCUUGGAAUCAGGGGGAAGUGGAUAAGUUGGUUCGAGCAGUGGAGGAGUAUGGGACAGGCAGCUGGCGGGAUGUGCAACAUCACAUGCAAUCUGUCCGUGGUGUUGCGGAUAUUGAAGAUGAGUGGUGCACCUUGAUGAACCAUCUCAACAGCCCCUGUUAUUUUCUGAAUAUAGGAGCAACUACUACUUGGCAGCUAUUCCGGGUCAGGGCUGCUACCAUUGUGAAGAUUGAGCAGCCUGUAGGGUUUAUAUCGGGAACUAUGGAGUUCAUAACAGAGUUGGAUCUUUCGCCAUUUACAUCUAUGCAGAAGAAAAUGGUCAUUCAUUUUCUGUACAGGAAAGAUGUGAAGUGCCAUCUGUUGCAGCUGUGGAGGCUCAAUGCUGUUGAUUUGUUUUCAACCACUCUGUCUAUGAGGGGUGAUAAACUUGCUGAUAUUGAGAAGUGGUUGGAAUUGGGCACAGAGCCACUGGGCGAUGAUGAAGAAAAUCUUCUUGCUGAGGAUACCCGGUUUUUUUUGGAUUAUGAAGAAUCACUGUUUAGGAGAACAGAAUUGCAGAAGGAUGCUAUUGUGAGUUCUGAACAUGCUCAUAAUCAGGUUCUGCUAUUUCCUGAAGAAGCUCUUCCUCUUGAUUUGAGUUCUUUAACUCCUGAGCAGUCGGCAAGGUUAACUCAUUUCAUGCAACGUGUCGAUGUGCACAACUAUCUGCUGGAGAUGUUAAAGCUGGACAUUUUGGAACUUGUCUUGUCCCGAUUGGAGGCAAAAAUGUCUGCUGCUUUAGGUCAAGAGGAGAUUGAGAUACGGAGGAAAGAGCUUAAUGAUUUCAGCUCGGUAAUUGACUUUCGUAACAGUGGCACUGGAGCAGAAAAGGACGUCAUUGUCAACAGGGUGUCAAAUGCUAGAUAUCCUGCCGGCUUUGCUCCCCAGAUUCACGAGGUGUUUGUUCCUCUUAUUUUUGUUGAACCAACUUACUCGAAAUGGACAAAUGAAGAACUAGAGCUUCUGAUUGAAGCUGUGGAAGAAGUUGGAAUAGGGAAGUGGGAGCUGGUGAAGGAAAGGAAGAACCUGUUUCGUAGUCUUUCUGCUAUCAAAGCUCAAUGGGAAACUCUUGUAUCGAUUGACAAGGGCGAAAGCUGGCUACUUGGAGCUCUUACAUUUGAGCAAUUGGGUCGUGUCAGGGCAGCCAACGUUGUGAAGGUAGCAGUAGGGAGACAGAGGAGAGCCUGCGGAGUGGAGUCUUUGGAAGCUGCAAGUGCUGGAAGGAACAUUGUGGAGAGGAUGGGAAGCUAUAGUUGA
Molecule: messenger RNA, 2271 nt
Organism: Linum trigynum
Lineage: Eukaryota; Viridiplantae; Streptophyta; Magnoliopsida; Malpighiales; Linaceae
Source: the annotation of a GenBank genome assembly